Messenger RNA from Orussus abietinus, 2135 nucleotides. RefSeq names its product aquaporin AQPAe.a. Gene Ontology annotation, cellular component: plasma membrane. The record is from RefSeq and is a predicted model, not a curated record. NCBI's taxonomy places the organism in Eukaryota, Metazoa, Arthropoda, Insecta, Hymenoptera, Orussidae. Gene Ontology annotation, biological process: transmembrane transport. Gene Ontology annotation, molecular function: water channel activity. The coding region runs from base 129 to 869 and encodes 246 amino acids. The transcript is spliced from 6 exons.
ACUACAAGUAGUACUCGACCAUAAGGUGUCAGGAUUGCGAAACGGUCGUGUGAUCUUCCUAGAUAUCAGCAAUAUUCAGGGCUGAUAGAAUUUAACUCUUUUCGUCUAUAUAUGUAGAUUUAAAAAUCAUGGCAAGCGUCGUUGAAAACACAUGGGCCGUGCAGAAGGGUACCAUGACCAUGUUCCUGGCAGAAAUUGUUGGUACGGCAGCAUUACUCUUCAUUGGGUGCAUGGGGUGCAUCGGUACCAUGGGACCUUCUCCUCCACCACCUCUCCAAACAGCAUUAACCUUCGGCCUCACUGUCAACCUGAUCAUUAUGAUGCUGGGUCACAUUAGUGGUGCUCACCUCAAUCCAGCAGUAACAAUAGGAGCAGUGAUUGUUGGCCUGAAGUCAAUUCCGACGGGAAUAAUUUAUGUCAUUGGACAAUUCAUCGGAGCAACCAUCGGAUACGGGACCCUGAAAAUGAUAACUCCCGAAGAUCUGUUUAACGAUGGACUGUACAAUUCAACGAGCAGUCUUUGCGUGACCGCCAUCCAUCCGAAAGUUUCAAUUGUACAAGCCAUCCUGAUCGAGACAUUUUGCACAGCUAUUAUUCUUUGCACUGCAUGUGCAACGUGGGAUCCGAGAUGUGCACACACUACGGAUUCGACUGCUCUGAGAUUUGGAUUUUCAGUCGCCGCAAUUGGUUGUGCCGCGGGUCCGUAUACAGGAUGUAGCAUGAACCCAGCCCGAACAUUUGGACCUGCAUUUUGGAACAGCGAAUGGAAAGAUCAGUGGGUAUACUGGGCCGGACCUACUUUGGGGGCAUUACUCGGAACAUACGUCUAUGAAAUCAUUUUCAAAGAGCAAACGACGUCGAAAGAAUAAUCCCAACCUGAUCCUAUUCUAGAAAUGAAGGAACUCGACGUGACAUCCUGAGGAAAAAAAAAAACAAAACUACGCAUGAAACUACAAGGACCGAAGUCACUCCGCUGGAAAUUAUUUAUUCCUACCGAAGUUACCCUAUUUAUUUGCGAAAUAUCCUCGAGUAGAUAACGCAUCGCAAGAGAAUUAUCUUGCAAUUAAGGUAUGGAUGGAUUCUUCUUACAUUUAUCAAUAACGCAUGCCAUCCAUUAAGCGUGUCCGCCGCUACUUUUAUUCUUUUGGAAAGUUAGAUAUCGUACUAUGAUAGUAAGCCGCAUAAACUCCGAUAAGACUGCAGUGAUUUCCUGCGAUUGCACGUCGAUUCCACGUGUCUAUCGCGAUCCAACAUUGAUUUGAUAAAUUUCGUCAAAAAGCAGAGGCGAUAAGAUGACUCAUAGUAAUUCGCGUUGAUGUACUUGAUUUUUUAUUCCCAUCAAUGAGUACUAUCCAAAGUAAUUAUCCUCAAAUGAAUUCCCGGAAUGUACAUUAUUUUUCACGACCUCCUAAGCAGAUCGAGUUACAGGAAAGUAAGGUAUCUCUUUACUUUGGCGUAUAAAAUGAUUCCGUAAAUUUCCAGUUGAAUUCAAGGUCAGGAUAUACAGGACGCCGGUUAUCGGGAGGUGGACAGACCGGUUGCGAAAGCAGCUGUUCCUCCGAGUAUAAGCGGCGUCUUUUGUUAUGUCAAAGUGUAUUUGGAGGCACUCUUCUUGCGCUCGAAAUAACUCGAAACCUUCAGAGGAGGUCUUGAGAAUUAAAUUCUACCGUACGUAUUUUUGAAGCUCGUCAUUUGAGGGAUCAGGACCCAUCCGUAGGUCUCUACCGAGACGUCAUAAUUAGAAAUGGACCUCCCACCCGCAGUUCUAAAAUUACAUAUGUACAUACAUAUUUACCGCGGUCGCGGCCUGCUUAUGAAAUCGGAACAAUGAACCUGACCGGGUUUCGUUAACCCGUUGUCUUCCAAAGAAGUCCUGCCUAAGACCUUGUAUGUUCUAUUAAAUACUAACGAGUAACGCAUACUCAAACAUUUUCCUUCCAAAGCAUUACGAUUCCGCUUUUCAGGCCUAGGAGUAAAUACGUUUACGUCUCUAUGAAAUCGUUCUAAAAAUAGUUGGCGUCGCAUAAACAUCGGCUUGAAAACAACCAGAAACUCUGUAUUCACUGAAUCACGCAUAGUAACGCACUUUCCUCGCCGCGUGGAUUUUUUAUCAAAUAAAAAACCGAAGAAAAUAA